Molecule: messenger RNA, 4503 nt
Organism: Plasmodium cynomolgi strain B
Lineage: Eukaryota; Apicomplexa; Aconoidasida; Haemosporida; Plasmodiidae
Product: transcription factor with AP2 domain(s)
Exons: 2
Coding region: 1-4503 (1500 amino acids)
Biological process (GO): regulation of DNA-templated transcription
Molecular function (GO): DNA-binding transcription factor activity
Source: RefSeq, a predicted model, not a curated record
AUGGUGAACGUAGCAAGUAAUCUAAGAAGCCUGUGUUUUGGAGCUUUCAAAAGCGUUAACAAGAAAUACGAGGAGGAGAAUAACGUAAGGGAGGCAGAGGAGGAAGACGAAGGGGAAGGAGAAGAGGGAGAUGGAGAAGGGGGAGGCGGUGAAGUGGUAGGCGGUGAAGUGGUAGGCGGUGAAGGAAUAGGCGGUGAAGGAAUUGGCGGUGAGGGGGGAGGUGUUUCUGAAGAAUACUGUGCAGAGGAAGGCGGUGAUGAAGAAGAAAUGGGGAGCACGCACAACCACGCGACAGAUAUUGGAAGCAGUGUAGAAAAAAACACGAAAACGGAUUAUAUGUUCGAUGGUAACAAUUGUGCGGACGCCAACGAGGAAGAUGUUACACACAAUGACCAGCAUUACCACGAGGGCGAGGAGAAGUUUACUCUUAAUGUGAGUACCGGUGGGGUUAGUUCCAGUAGCACCACUGCGACUCCCCCCUGUGAAGUCAAAGCGGAUGACCCGAGUUACUGCACCAGUGGCAGCAACCGGCGGGAGCGAAGUUCCAACUUAAAUGCCGCCGUGUUUGAAGAGACCCAUAAAGGGGCAAAUAUAUUUAUUGAGAAGAACAAGGGAAAUUCCAUCGAUCACAGCUUAAAUGCAGAUGUGAACCUCAGCACAGAUGCAGACAUGGGUCUCAACGUGUUCAAAAAUGCGAGCUUGUACAACGGCACGAACAUGUGUGGUGGUCCCGACAUGUGGAGCAGCUUCAGCGCGGGCAACUCCAUCGGCGCUGGAAAUCCCGCCAGCACGCUCAGCAUCGACGCGUAUAACAACACGAGCUACCUCUACUCGAGGGAAGCCCACUUACGUAACGACGCUGCUGAGGAUAAGAAGGCGGAGAAGGCGAUAGCGACGACGAUAGCGACGCCGACAGCCCUGAAGGAACUCCGGAAGGAAAAUUACAGCGCAGAGGAAGACUGGGGCGAUAAAAGUGAAAGCAAAAUAUAUAAUUAUCGCACACCAGAAAAUAUAAUGCGAAAGAAAAUAAAUGCACACAGGGGCAUCCAUGACUCUGCAUUAACAGCCAAUUCAGUUCAUGUAGAAAGGGUACUAAUGGAUUAUUACCGAGGAAAGGCUAACACUAAAAAUUACGAAGAAAAACUGUCCAAUUCAUGUCGAUUCUUCAUUUACACAUCAAAUCCGUAUAACUCUGACAUCAAAAUGAUUAAGGAGAAUUGUUUGACCAUAUAUCAACUUCUAUAUACAGAAAAAAAAAAGUGGUGCUCUAUCUAUAUUUGCACAAAUGAUGGACCUAUGUCAAAUUUUAAUUAUCAUUUAUAUAAAAUUUUGUGCGGUAAGGAAGACAUCUACAUGUAUUUUUUUCUGUUGAAGAAGUUUAUAUUUUCUUGUUACAUAUAUUUCAAUUUAGUGAGCAUAAAGAUUUUUUCAACCUUUACCAACAAGGGGGAAAAUAUUAUGCUUUACGACUUUACGCACAUAAUAAACCGGAAGGAUACCUUUUUAGGCGAGUCUUCCGGUGGCUCUGGUACUCCUUACAGCUGCGGGGGUCUCGGACGGGAGAUGCCAACCCUGCUGGAGACCGGUCGGGGGAGAAGCCCGUCCCCCAACGGAGACACAAACGGACAUCACGCCAACCCGUUCGGCCCAACCACGUGGGAAAACCAAGCGGAGGAGUGGAGCCGAGAAAUAGAAACCCCCCCACAGAGGAACAGAAGCAGCAUAUACAACCUGAGUAGCGAAAACAACAAAAAUGAAGAAGAGGCCCAAUUUCUAAAUUUUCUAUAUGACCCGUGCAAGCAUUUAUAUGCUAACAAAAUGAAUGCAAGUCAAAAUUAUUUUCACUUUUUUAAUAAGGAGCAACCGCCAAAAAAAAAAAAAAAACUGCAGCUUUUUAUUAGUACUCACUCUCCCACCAUGAUUAAUAUCACCAAAAAAUGGAACUCCUUUUACAUUAACAAAAAUAAAAUUUCUUCCUUUGUUGAGAAAUACAAAGACGUGAAUUAUUCCCCUGGAGAUAAUUUCAAAAAGAAUGGCACGGAGAAGUUUAUAAAUGAAUUUGUGGAAACAUUUUGUGACAUGAGAGACGAGUUGCGACAACCUGGGGGGAACAAAACCAACGUGGUGAUUCGUCAACAUGGUAAAGGAAUGCAUCCUCGGAGGGGACGUACCUCCAGAAAAGCCUUCAGUUGGAUGGCGAAGCAUGGAAGAGGGAGACCACCUAUAAGAAAGAAGGAAUAUGACGCGGGGAAUACACCUUGGCCACACAAACUCAGGAGAGCUGUCACUACUGUAGACCAAAGUGCGGAGAUGAGCGACAAAAACUACAGUCGUGGUAGAAGCGGCAGAUAUGGAGACCGCUUAGGAAGAAGCUACGGGCAAGUCGAUGAAAAAGCAAGGAGUGUAUCCACGGCGGGGAGCACGCACCAUUAUACGGGUGGGAAGUUCGAAUGGAGGAGGGAUGAAACUGCAACAGAGGGGAAGAACCCUUCCAAUGCACAGAAACAACCUGAAGGGAAUCCCCCCAGUAAGCACGCCAACAUGAAGACGCCCCAGUCGAACGAAAGCAAAAACAAGAAAACUUCCCCCCCUGUGGUGGAACCAAACAGGGUACCCAAUCAUACUCCCUCUUCGCAAUGGUACAAGGGAGGCAGAAGCACUUCGGGGUGCACUGCGGAGGUUAUUGCUAAGUUCCUGGGGAGUGUAAACAUUAGGAAAAGUGGCAUGCUGCUGCGUAGGGGUGCUGGAAGUAGCGGUAGCGACAGUGAUAGUGUCAGCGCGAGGGAGAGCGACUCUAACGAGGAUAGUUGCGAUAGCGAUGAGCAGAACACCGAGAGUGAGUCUGCCUACGAGGGGAGGAAAAAUAGCAACAAUGGGGAAGGGGUGGCCGCAAGGGGGGUGGAAAAUGGAGCUGCGAAAGGAGCGGACGGAAGCCCGCGCAGCAAGGAGCGCUCCCGUAACAAUAUCUUUUUAAACAAUUUAAACAUACUGAUAACGGAUUUGAACGAGCUGUAUGAUUAUUUGGAGAACAGCCGGUACAGGGAGGGGGCGCGUGGCGUCGGCGUGGGGGUGAAUAAUAGCUUCCUCGCCAACGACCCCAAGGGGAGCUACUACUACAACUUAGUCAAGGGGGACAAUGGGGGGGGUGAGCCGGAAGCAGCAGAGGAGCCGCAUCAUGCGCACCAGGUGCAGCAGGUGCAGCACGGGGGAGCACUGAGCAGAGGGGGCGAUUUGAACAGAAGGUUCAAAUCGGAGAGGGACUUGGCCAACUUAUACACCACAGGCGCAUCAUGUGUAGAUGGUACCUACAGCGAUGCACCCAACAGCGAAACGAGCAACACAUACGGAAGCGGGAAGGAAGAUUUUUACAACGUGGAAAUUUCUUCAGUAGAUUUGAAGAGCUUCUGUUCUGUGUGCUCAGGAAUUCAAUAUGAUAAUUUUGAAAAUCAUUUAAAUCAACCCAAAAAUUCAAAUUAUAAAAAAUUGGAAGUUUUUAUGAAAGAAAGUGACUUUUUCUGUAAUUGUAAUAACAUUAAUAUUUUUCAAAAUGAAAAUGGGAACCCUAAUGAUGAUUUAAAAUUUUGUUUCAAUGGAGAAAUGACUUCAGAAGAAUAUUACAUGUUAAGAAAAAAUGAUAUUGAAAAAAUGAACAGGACUAUAGAUGAAAUUAUUUAUAUGAAUCAUCAACAGGGACUGGGAAGCGCAGGUGGAGGCACAGACGGAGGGUUACCAUAUGAGGAAGAGGAAGAAGAAGAAGAAGAGGAAGAGGAAGAAGAAGAGGAGGAAGAAGAGGAGGAAGAUGAAGGGAGAACUAAAGUCGUUGUAAGGACUAGAAGAAGAUCAACGAGUGUUGGUGGAGGAGGGGUAGGUAUAACUACCGGCCCUGGAAGACGAAGAGGACGUGUGGCCAAAAUGGAACUUAAAAGUAGAUACAUGGGAAGAGGAAAAAAUAAAAUAUGGGCCAAUAACACUGGGACGAAAGACUUAAGCAACAAAUCAGCAACGAAUCGAGAGCUAAGAAAUAUGAGAAGAAAUAAAUUUGGAAAAUAUCAUCAACAGACGGAAAAAAAAAACAAAAUUGCGAAAUCGUUGUCGUCUCCACAAAAUUAUGAAAUAAAAUCGUCAAGAGUUAAGAAGCUAGAAAAGUUUACUAGUGUUGAUCAGGAAAAUCUGCGAGAGGUUUUUGGACCAACCGGCGUUUCUGGAGUCUAUUUUGAAAAAAGCAGAAGCAGCUGGACAGCCCAGUAUAAAGUUAGCGGUGGUAAGAGGAGAGCCAAAAGAUUUCUGGUUACCAAAAAUAUGACUUACGAGGAAAUUGAAAAUGUCAAGCAACAGUGCAUAGCUUAUAGGAAGCAAAUGGAAAAGGAAUACAUCAAGGAAUUUCUCAACGACGAAAAGAAGAAGACCCCUUCCAGUGCCGCCAGCCCCAGCAGUGCGAUUGGACAUGUGUCGGUUAAAAAGAACAAGCGGAAGAGGAAGAUGAAGAGCUUUUAUGACAACUAA